Molecule: messenger RNA, 1498 nt
Organism: Drosophila montana
Lineage: Eukaryota; Metazoa; Arthropoda; Insecta; Diptera; Drosophilidae
Gene: Vha36-3
Product: Vacuolar H[+] ATPase 36kD subunit 3
Exons: 5
Coding region: 472-1224 (250 amino acids)
Cellular component (GO): proton-transporting V-type ATPase complex
Molecular function (GO): proton-transporting ATPase activity, rotational mechanism
Source: RefSeq, a predicted model, not a curated record
UCUCAACUGAUAUGCUCGAUCUAUUCAACUGAAAUGUGCCGUAUUUGAUCGGUACUCACGCGCUCAUCUCUAGUUUGACGCGUCCAUCGCUGGCAGCUGCGGUGGAAACAGCUGAGCGCCCGGACCAACGGUCGCGCUUCACUUUUAUCCAUACGUCAUUUUGGACGCCGAUGUUGACGUCGACGUCGAUGUCGACGCCGAUGUUGACGUUGACGUCGGAUGAGCGUUGCGCUAUUUGCCGUUUGUCCCAUUUCGCUGUCGUGUGCUUUGCUUUGCGGUUCUCGUUCUUGGUCUCGCUGCUCGUCCGUUUAUUUUUUUUACAGUUUGGGCAUUGUUAUUGUUGUUGUCCUUGUUGUUGACAAAAAUUUCGACCCAAAACUUGUCAACGGCUGGUCGAGAACGUAACUGUAAUUGUAGCUGUAACGAUAACGGCAACGGUAACGGUAAAUUGUGUGCUUUCAACUUGAAAUCAUGGCUGCCAAAGAUCGUCUGCCCAUAUUUCCAUCGCGCGGAGCACAAACUUUGAUGAAAUCGCGCCUGGCGGGCGCCACAAAGGGCCAUGGCCUACUUAAGAAGAAGGCCGACGCUCUGCAGAUGCGUUUUCGCCUAAUUCUGGGCAAGAUCAUUGAGACGAAAACGCUAAUGGGCCAGGUGAUGAAGGAGGCGGCCUUUUCGCUGGCCGAGGUCAAGUUCACCACGGGCGACAUCAAUCAGAUUGUGCUGCAGAAUGUGACCAAGGCGCAGAUCAAGAUACGAACCAAAAAGGAUAAUGUUGCGGGCGUAACGCUGCCGAUCUUCGAGCCAUAUCAGGAUGGCGUCGAUACCUACGAGCUGGCCGGGCUGGCGCGUGGCGGCCAGCAGCUGGCCAAGCUGAAGAAGAACUAUCAGAGCGCUGUCCGGCUGCUCGUCGAGCUGGCCUCGCUGCAGACAUCCUUUGUCACCUUGGACGAUGUCAUCAAGGUGACCAACAGGCGCGUCAACGCCAUUGAGUACGUGAUCAUACCGCGCAUCAAUCGCACCAUUGAGUAUAUCAUCAGUGAGCUGGACGAGCUGGAGCGCGAGGAGUUCUAUCGCCUCAAGAAGAUACAGGACAAGAAGCGCGAGGCCCGCAAAUCGGCGGACCGUGCCCGCGAGGAGCUGCGCCGCCAGGGCUACACUGUGCCCUGCAGCGAGGAGGCGCAGAGUAUACUGGAAAACGACGGCGACGAGGAUCUGCUCUUCUAGACAAAUCGCUCACAUCCUCAACAAUCAGCGAACUCUUACGAUGCUUCAUCCGCCCUACACACACACACACUCGCAGACUACCUCACGCCUUUUUCGAGUCUUUAUUCAAUUUCGUUCACAUUGUGCUCCAAUUUGUUCUGGUUCUGGUUCUGGUUCAGCUUCUGGUUCGUUAUUGUUGUUGUUGUUUUGACUGCUCUCGUCUUGUUGUUGUUGCUGUUGUUGUUGUUGUACGCAGCUAAUGAAAUUAUGUACACGUAUUUAACAAUGUAUUUGU